Molecule: messenger RNA, 336 nt
Organism: Clunio marinus
Lineage: Eukaryota; Metazoa; Arthropoda; Insecta; Diptera; Chironomidae
Source: the annotation of a GenBank genome assembly
AUGCAACAGAAAUAUCAUUUCGUAGGAUCAGAUCACUCUUGUGUAAGCCCUCGUAAGGGUGAAGAGUUGAGUGUUGAAAAGAAAUCAAGUGGAGUGAAGUCAAAUCAAAGUCAAGGUCAUGUUUUGUCUCGCAGCUCGAGAAGAAAGAUAAAUAUUUUUGAAAGUCCUAUGACUUCAGAUUGCAAAAACCACAAAGCAAACUGCAACGUUCACAUCAGCAAUAAAGUCGAUUUUUAUAAAGAUUUCAUGAGGUCUUUGUCGAUGGAAAAGAAGACUAAUUUAAUAGAAAAAAAAACUGUAAUAAAAAGGGGGUUUAAGGAGAAUUGUAAUAAGUGA